GAGUCCUCUGUCCCGGCAUGGGGGACAUGAAAACCCCUGAUUUCGAUGACCUGUUGGCAGCGUUUGACAUUCCUGACAUUGAUGCUAAAGAGGCUAUCCAGUCAGCCCCGGAUGAGUCGGAGGGGCACCAAGGAGCAGGCGGAGGGUCUCUUAUAAAGUCUGGUGACGGUUCGGUAGGGGGAAGUUCAUCCCCAUCUACAGAUUCUCAGAGUGACCCUUUAAUUGUAAGCGUGAUUGUGAAGAACCGGGUUCGCCCUGAGCCCUUUGAUGGUGAUGACGGCUCAGUAUCAGAACCGCUCAACCAUAAUGGAUUUGUGUCAUCAGGUGGGUCUAGUCAUACGUCUCAGUCCCGGUGCCAGCCUAAUGGAGAGCAGUGGCCCAUAUGCAGCUCAAAGGUAAAUCCAGAGACCCCAGCAUCUGUCCUUGGAUCUUCCAGCACCACCAAACAGAGCAGCAACAUCUUUAAUAAGCUGAAGCCCUUGAUGGCACAAGGUGCUGGAGACUCGGUUGGAAGGGCACGAAAAAUGCAGCUACUGCAACAGCAACAUAUGCAGCAGGAGGUUAACCUAGAAGGUGCAGACAAGGCCAAAGGCCCUGCGAUUCCUAGUGGGGCAAGUGGAGCAGCAUCUCCUUUCUUUCCCCCACCUAAACCACUUCUUUCUACUCCCUCCACAGCUUCAUCCUCCUCACCAUCAUCGCCCUCUCCCUCAAUUGGUUCCCGUGUUUCUGGUGCUGUGGCCUCGUCUCCUCUUGCUACUUCUUUAACAGAACCGUUCAAUGGAACCCCACAACUUGGUUCAUCGGAAUUUAGGCGCAUAGGUUCAGAUGAGGAGGAUUCAGAUCCUGAUUCAGGAGGCUCGUUGGUCAUCCAUGAAAGUCCAGACUCUCCCACACCUCCAAAACUGUCACGUAGGUUGAGGUCACCUCCUGAAAGUUCUCAAUCUCCAUCUAUCCCUCCUGCAACGUCCAUAUCCCCUAGCGGUUACCCUAAACCUGGUGAUGUCCCCCUAGCAUCUCCUGCCUCACCCCGGGCUCAACAGAGCUGGCUCUCAGCACCAGUCCAGACAGGGACCGGAAAGAGUUUACCCCAAGAGGAGCGAAAUCCAGAGCAUGUGAUUGAAGAACGAGACUCUCCGGAGAGCCCAGAGCCUGAGAUGCCCAAGUCCUCCAUGCCAACGUCAGCUGUUAACAAGAGAUCUUGUAGCCCAGCAGUGGCUUCUUCAUCGCCAUCUGCUGACCUCCAAGAACCCAAGGAGGAAGAAGAGGAGAUUGAAGUAGAUAAGGGGUCAACUGAGAAUGGACAAGUUGUGACUAAUGUGGAUGGCAAGGACGAUGUGAAAAGGGAUGGAGAGAAAAUGGAGGUAGAUCAAGAGGGUAACAUUGCACCGUCCAUCCAAGGGGACACUAGUGCAUCACAACGAAGUGGAGGCAAAGCUAUAGCUGGUGGCAAUGCCACCUCCAGGCCUCUUAAAGUCCGUAUCAAAACCAUUAAAACGUCAACGGGAGGCAUUACUCGCACAGUUACUCGUGUAGCAGGAAAAGGAGGUGCUGCCAAUGCAGGCAAAGGCACUGAUGCAAAUAAAACCCAAACAGGAAGUCGUGCCUCCCCUGCCAAAGGAGCUAGAAAAAAUGAUGCCACUGUGGGUCAAGUGGUAAAAUGCUCAACCCUACCAGUCUCCACACUAGAAGCCAGUAGUGCCAUGCUAGCUGCAGCCAGCAAAGUUCAAAACAAAAUGGCUGAUAAGACCAAGGUCUCUGCCACAGCAGUUAGCAUCACAAAAGCCACCACUUUACCAGUCACACCAACUGUGGGCGGAAUAAGCGUGCGGCCUACAGUUGGUAAAACUGCCAACGGAGGUACUGCCAACGUUCACAUACCUUGCAAACCGGCCUCCAUUGUCAACAGCACUGGUGCUGUUAUUUCGCGUAGCCAGUCUAGCCUGGUAGAGGCUUUCAAUAAGAUCCUAAAUAGUAAGAACUUGCUGCCCAGCUACCGUCCGGAUCUCUCAACGCCGCCACCCCCUGAGUGGGGUCUUCCUUUGCCUGCUGCGGGCUACCGCUGCCUGGAGUGCGGAGAUGCUUUUGCUUUGGAACGCAGCCUUGCGAGACACUAUGACAGACGCUCUUUGAGAAUAGAGGUCACGUGUAAUCACUGCGCAAAACGCCUUGCGUUCUUUAAUAAAUGCAGCCUGCUGCUACAUGCGCGAGAGCACAAGGAAAGGGGCCUUGUGAUGCAGUGUUCACAUCUGGUUAUGCGACCAGUCACGGUGGAACAGAUGAUUUGCCAACAAGACACUACUCCCAUUGGUAUGCUCUCUCCCUCAUUGUCCUCUCCACCUCUGUCAUCCUCCACCACUCCAACAGGGACAACUCCUGUACCGUCCACUUCUACUCCACUAAAGGACUCCCCAUCUCCAGGCAACGCUUCCUCCCAGCCAAGUCCUGCACGCCGUGGGCCCCAGAGUCCUCAGGCCCUAAUGCCUCUACCAUGCAAGAAAGGCGAAGCCCUACAAUACAACAACUUCAAGUGUCCUGAAUGCCAAGCCCAGUUUUCAAGCAAGGCUGAAUUAGUUACCCAUUUCCAGCAAAUCAGAGCUACUCCUAAUUCGACUUGUAUGCUUUGCUCUCCCCCCAUGAUGCUGCCAAACUUGUGCAGUGUGUCGGCCCAUCAACGGAUCCAUAAGCAUCGUUCUCCCCAUGUGUGCCCAGAGUGUGGUGGCACUGCCCGCCAAGCCACCUUUCAAACCCAUUUGGAAGAGGCCUGCCUGCACUUUGCCAGGCGCAUCGGCUACAGGUGCUCCAGUUGUCAAGUUGUGUUCGGAGGUCUGAAUUCUAUCAAGUCUCAUAUUCAAACAGCACAUUGUGAGGUGUUCCAUAAGUGCCCCAAUUGCCCGAUGGCCUUCAAAUCUGCCCAGAGUGCCCAGGGGCAUAUCACCUCCCAGCAUCCCACCCUUACAGCUGCACAGGCCAAGAUGAUCUACAAGUGUGUCAUGUGUGACACUGUUUUUACCCAGAAGCCUUUGCUCUACAUGCAUUUUGACACUCACUUGGCUAAACAAAAAGUGCAUGUGUUCAAAUGUCCUGACUGCACAAAGCUUUAUGCCCAGAAAGGCUCCAUGAUGGAACACAUCAAGACUGCUCAUCGAGCCCUGUCGGUCAAAGCCGAAACCCCGCCCACCUCAUCUCCUGCCUCCGCCCCUGCCAGUAACUCCACUUCUAAACCCAAACCGGUGGAAAACAAUUCAGAUGAAUUGAGCCAGGGACAGGGCGAGGAGGAAGAGGAGGGGGAAAAAGAGGAAAGAGAACAAGAAGGGGAAGAAAGGGAAGAGGAAGAAGACGAGGAAGACAAUGAGGAUGAAGAGCAGCCUAGCUCUCCAGAGAGUGAGAGUAUGGAGUGGAUGUGCAGGGAGUGUAAGAAACGCUUUGCAGAGAAAGAGGAUUACAUUAACCACAUGAAGAAAGAGCAUGGCACGUUAAUGAAGAAGUUCCCCUGCAGAUUGUGUGAGCGUUCAUUCAGUUCAGCCAACAGCUUGCGUCGACAUGUUCGUGUAAUACACGAGGGCGUCAAGAGAGUCUUCCACUGCCCGCACUGUUCAGAGGGUAAGCGAACAUUCAGCAGUCGUCUGAUUUUAGACAAGCACAUUCGAGUCAGACAUGGCAUCAGAACUCGGCAGCCAACAGAAAGACAGAGCGGUCCAAACACCAGAAAGCGUUCACUUCCAGGUGAGGGGGCGGGCAGUUCAUCAGAACUUGACAACGAGGGUGGAGUUCCCCCAGUAGGCGGCGAUGCCGACGAGACUACAGGAGAGGACUCUUCUGGUCCAGCGAAGAGAACACGUGCAUCUGAGAACCGACCGGUCGAGCAAGAGGAGGAUGACGGCACAUUCCGCUGUACACCCUGUGGCUUCACCACCCAGGAUUGGGAGGAGUUUCAGCGGCACAUUCCCGUCCACUGUGAUGCAGAAAACGCAUCGCAGCAGUGCCUGCAGUGUGGAGCCUGCUUUGCCUCGGCCGGCUCCCUCAGCCGCCACAAAUUCAUCACGCACCGCUUACGGCAAGGUCAGCAUGACAAAUGUGGUGGGAACGCUUCACCUGGUGCGUCACCACAGAACGGCUCGCCCUCCUCACCUAAAGCAGGCGAGGAGGGGGAGGGAGGGGUCAGCUGCAGAGUGUGCGGUCGACGCUUCGACAAAGCCUCGGACCUGAACACGCACUUCCGCACACAUGGUAUGGCCUUCAUCACGGCACACAGGACCGACAAACCCGUGUAGGAGAGAGACAGGAAAAAAGGAAAAGACAUUGGAAACAGAACAAGGCUUUGGAACAUUCAAUACGAAGAUUUUAAAACUAAAGGUCUAGUUCACCCAAAAAUGAAUAUUCUGUCAUCAGUUACUCACCCUCAUGUUGUUCCUAUCUUGUUUGACCGUUUUGAGAUGGUAUGCGAAAUGACAGCCAAAGUAAACAUUCACUUUUAAAAUACAACGUUUCACUUUUUAUUUAAUGUUACAAAGUAAUUCAUAGAGGUUUGGAACUAUACAAGGGUGAUUAAAUGAUGACAGAAUCUUCAUUUUUGGGUGAGCUAUCUCUUUAAUAAAUAACUUUUGGAAUAUUUGGCCUGUCUUUAUGAUUGUAAUGUUAAUAAGAUUCUCAUCUCAUCUGUCUUCCAGAAAAUACAAAGAUAUUCAAGUUUGUUUCCCCUUUUCUCCGUUCGCUCCCUCUUUCCAAAAUCCCGCUGCCAUUUUCUUUCACCUAAAUAUGUACAGGUCAAAUUGCAUCUCAGACAGGGUUUGUGCCAGUCAGUCUCUGCUGGUUUUGUUUAGCUGUUCUCAAAUCCAUAAAAUCAUUACAGCAAAAAGCAAGGUGCUAAUGAAGGUUUUUUUUUUAAACACAUAAAAGGAAAACACUGACUUUAAAUGUAACAAUAUUGUAUAGACAUUGUAGUACUGAUAUUUAUUUAGAUGAAGCAUUCUUCAGUCUUUUGAUAAUUAUUGAAAACUGAUUGGAAACAGGAGAUUAAGAGAUGGUAUAUUAGGUCAAAGGUUAUUGAUUGAUUGUAAACAGUUUAAAUACUUAAAAAAGGUCAAUAUAAGCAAACACGAGAAUCAAUUUCAAACACGGAUACACUUCGGUGCGUUUUAUAUGUGUAUAAAUGCAGUGCAUUACAGUUUUGUAUGGUUGUCGCAUUUGAAAAUGUGAAUAAGAUCAGUGUUUGUAUUUGCAUUUCUUUCAUUAGCUAAAUUGACUGAAAUACUGAUAGUGGACAUUUUUAUUUGGACAAGGAGCCUAGUGUAUUAUUAUGACUUCAUCAGAAUCAACAAGUAGAUGUUGAGUGUGAAGGAUCGCUUGUGUUUUAUUCUGAAUUGUGUACAAAUAUGAAUGUCGUUUGUGUUUUUUUUUUUUUUUUCAUUGAUAAGCGUCUUUUCUAUAAAAAAAAAAAAGUAUGUGCUUGUUAAAACCACAUUUCUUAAAAAUAAUAUUGUGGUCAUGUGAAUCAUUUGUGCGAGUGUGAAUUUCUAUGCUUCCAGUAAUAUAUGUAAAUGUCCCAUACAUAGACAGUCUAUAGACACCCAUCUUAUUCUGUGAUGAACUGCCUGUUUCACUGCCGUACAUCCUGUGUCAGUUCUCUCGCCCUUCUUUCUAAAUAAAGUCAAUUGGUACGGUACAUACAAAGGUGUCCUUGCUGUUCAGUCGAGUUUACAAGUCAAUGCAAUGCCUUGGAGAAUGUUGGGAACACAAGCACUCUCAAAAUGUAAAGAAUAACAUUGGUAAAAUCAUUGAAUACAAGUACUGACAAAAAUCUGAAUAAAAGUCAUACAAAUAAACUGAACUCUGAAUAACUGAU
This is a messenger RNA of Xyrauchen texanus (razorback sucker), 5842 nucleotides long. It is a transcript of the gene znf687b, whose product is annotated as zinc finger protein 687b. The record is from RefSeq and is a predicted model, not a curated record. Lineage: Eukaryota; Metazoa; Chordata; Actinopteri; Cypriniformes; Catostomidae.